Messenger RNA from Polypterus senegalus (gray bichir), 3727 nucleotides. RefSeq names its product solute carrier family 26 member 1 (gene slc26a1). The record is from RefSeq and is a predicted model, not a curated record. Gene Ontology annotation, molecular function: bicarbonate transmembrane transporter activity; chloride transmembrane transporter activity; oxalate transmembrane transporter activity. Gene Ontology annotation, biological process: transmembrane transport. NCBI's taxonomy places the organism in Eukaryota, Metazoa, Chordata, Cladistia, Polypteriformes, Polypteridae. Gene Ontology annotation, cellular component: membrane. The transcript has 3 exons. The coding region runs from base 202 to 2325 and encodes 707 amino acids.
UACAUGAGACACAUCAUCAUAGGCUGUUCACUGGACGGUACAGUCGAGCUGAAUUAUAGUUCAAGUGGAAGAACACAGAAAAGGCAAUACAGUGUACCUCCCAUGUGGUUUUCACUUUCAUCUUUCUGUGCCUGAUGAACAAAGAUAACUGCUGUAAACGGAAGCUAUCCACCGUACGAAGAAAAGCAACAAGACACUGAAAUGGAAGAAGCGAAAUUGGAUUUGUACUUCCAAUUGCACAGAAAAGAACCAGAACAAAAGAAUAUCAAAAGACUCAUCAAAAGCAAAAUACAAAAAAGUUGCUCCUUCUCUUUUAAAAAAGUUCAGUCUGCUUUAACUGGAUUUUUCCCAGUUGUCAAAUGGCUGCCAAAGUACAGGUUUAAAGAAUACGUGUGGGGAGAUGUCAUGUCAGGCUUAAUUAUUGGAAUAAUCCUGGUUCCACAAGCCAUUGCCUACUGCCUUCUAGCUGGUUUACAGCCCAUCUAUGGCCUUUACACUUCUUUCUUCAGUAAUAUUAUCUACUUCCUCAUGGGAACCUCCAGGCACAUCUCCGUGGGCAUCUUUAGCCUGCUGAGUCUUAUGGUUGGUCAAGUAGUGGAUAGGGAGGUACAGCUAGCCGGCUUUGAUCUGAGUGAGGACAAUCGUUGGGAAGGUAUAAGCCCUGAAGACCUUUUUAACUCCAGUAAAACUAAUGUGUCAUCAGUGAAUUUAACUUUGGGAGUAUUCAACAUGGAAUGUGGGAAAGAAUGCUAUGCAAUUGGUGUGGCAACAGCAUUAACUUUUUUAGCUGGAGUGUACCAGGUGCUGAUGGCAGUUCUGCGACUGGGAUUUGUCUCAAUAUACCUUUCAUCUCCAAUGCUGGAUGGCUUUGCCACAGGUGCCUCACUUACCAUUUUAACUGUACAAGCCAAGUACCUCCUUGGGGUCAAAAUCCCUCGCCACCAAGGAUUUGGCAAUUUUGUGAUUACAUGGAUAAACAUUUUAAAAAACAUUCAUAAGACUAAUUUUUGUGACCUCAUCACCAGUGCCUUAUGCAUUUCAGUUCUGGUAGCUGCCAAAGAACUUGGUGACCGUUAUAAGCACAAAUUAAAGAUACCUCUGCCAACAGAACUGUUUGUGGUAGUAACAGCCACUUUAGUGUCCCAUUUUGCAGACCUCAAUGGUGUCUAUGGAUCCAGCAUAUCAGGAGCAAUUCCCACUGGCUUCAUUAUGCCACAAGUGCCCAGUUUAAAUCUAAUGUCAAGGGUAGCUUUAGAUGCUAUACCUCUUGCAGUAAUUAGCUUUGCAUUUACAGUUUCCCUAUCAGAGAUGUUUGCUAAAAAACACGGAUACACUGUACGGCCUAACCAGGAGAUGCUAGCCAUUGGGUUCUGUAAUAUCAUACCUUCUUUUUUUCAUUGUUUUACCACAAGUGCUGCUCUUGCCAAAACAAUGGUUAAAGACUCAACAGGCUGCCAGACACAAGUUUCUAGUGUAAUCAGUGCCCUGGUAGUUCUCCUUGUCCUUCUGUUCUUUGCACCCCUGUUUUAUUCUCUACAAAAGUGUGUGCUGGCUUGCAUUAUCAUUGUCAGCUUAAGAGGUGCCUUGCGCAAAUUUAGGGACGUGCCCAAGCAGUGGCGUAUCAGCAAGGUGGACACUCUGAUCUGGAUAGUCAGCAUGCUGUCUGCAGCUUUAAUCAGCACAGAAAUGGGACUGCUGGUUGGAGUUGUAUUCUCUAUGUUUUGCAUAGUGGCAAGGACUCAGCUUCCUCAUGUAGCCAUUUUGGGUCAGAUUCAGGGGUCUGUUUUCUAUGAGGAUGCCGGAGAAUAUGAAAAUCUUACAGCUGUACCGAAAGUCAAGAUUUUCCGCUUCCAAGCACCACUCUACUAUGCAAAUAAAGAUUUUUUCUUGAGAUCGUUGUACAAGGCAACAAGGCUUGACCCAUUACUGGAAAUUGCCAAAAGAAAUAAAGCAGAGAAGAAAGCAAAACAGUUGGCUGCCAAGCGGGCAAAGGAAAAUGUACAAGAUAAUGGAAACUGUCAAGUCAACCAAAUCCUGGUUCCUAAGAAUCAUGAAUUUCACACAAUUGUAUUAGACUGUUCUGCCAUUCAAUUUCUGGACACAUCUGGCAUAAGCACUUUAAAGGGAGUUCGUAAUGACUAUAAGGAAGUUGGCAUUAGUUUUCUUCUUGCUUCCUGCAACCCAUGUGUGUUAGAUACACUAAAACGUGCCAGCUACUUUGGACCAAAUGAAAAAGAUAUUAGUACACUAAUGUUUUAUACUAUACACAGUGCUGUUCAGUUUGCAGGAAGAAGAGAAAUUGCAGCAUUUGAUUCAGAAGUGUAGCACUACCAGCACAUUUGAAUCGAUUGCCUAUAAGCAAAUAGUUACAGAAAGAAUUUUCAGUAUUCAAAAGAAAUACUCUCAUAAAUGCAUGAUUUCAGAGCGGGUUGUACAAUAACAUAUGAACAACAUUAGAACAAAUCAGCCUUUCCGUUUCUAUUUUUUUUUAACCUGAUACAAGGUCAGAGGGACCAUAAAGGAGGAACUGGUUCUAGAUAGGAAGCCAAAGUAAAACGGACACACACGUAAUUAAUACAAAUGGACAUUAGAGCAAUUCUGAGACAUCAAUCAACUUGAUAUUACAUAUAUGAAAUAUUGAAGUAAAUCCUUGUGAAAAUGGAGAGAUUAUGUAAACCCCAAACAAAACUCAUCCAUAGCAUUUCCAUGUUCCUCAUUUCAGGUAGAUAACUAUUGUAUAUACAUUAAGUCAGAAAUCAUAAAAUUUUAGCAGAUGUUAAUCCAAAAUCAUGAACACAUCUACACUAUUUUUGUAACACCAUAUUCAGGUUUUUCUUAAAAAUGAAAGGCUGAGAUCGACUUUCUUAGUGCAUCAAUAAGUGCCUUACUUUGUAAAAAUUAAAUAUCUAUUUUAGUGAAGGGACAAUGAGAAUACAAAGUAAAAUAUUUUGAUGUAAAACUAUGUUUGCCAUAUUACAAUUAUGAAUUUAAAAAGACAAUGAGCACUUAAACAGAAAACAAAUCAUUUACCCAAUUAUAGUUUUGUCUAUACUUUCAGAAUUUUGCUACUACUGUAUACAGUAACUUCAGUCAGGUAAACUGACACGCUUAGCAAGAAAUUGAAGUCUGAACAAUAUUCUGCAUCAUGGCCUAAACACGUGUAAAUUUCAGUGAAAGAAAACUACCUCAACAUACAAGUGCUUUCCAAAGUAAUCAAGUAAUAUAUUUGAAGAAUUUCUUUAUUUACAUAAUUUGCUAAACAACACUUAUAUAAGAACACUAACUGCACUGUGUGUAGACUAAAUGUUUCAUUGUACAAUUGAUGAACGGAAAUACGAUGAAGCAUUAUUGUUAACUUUCACUUUGCAAAUGUGCAACACUUUAGGAAUUACUUGAUUUACUGCUAAUGUAGCAAAAGCUGCUAUUAGGUUUGUAGGGCAUUAGCUAUUUAUUGAGAAUAUAGGGAGAGCUAGCUGAUAAAAAAAAAUCACAAGAAUUUUAAUGUUUUAUUAUUAUGCUUAGCUUGACUAAAGAGAAUGACUUUGUGUUGGGCAUUUGCUGGUCAGAUGUCCUACAACGUUAAUUGAAAUUCACUUUUCCUAUAUUCUGUACUGUACCAGUUGAAAGAAUGUACAAAAAGUCAUCUUUGCAUCUAAUAAGGAUAUAAAAAUUAAAGAUAAAAAACAUAUGCAGUGGAGGACUUGCAUUUUUCUUUCAAAACAUAUGG